Molecule: messenger RNA, 2456 nt
Organism: Pteropus alecto (black flying fox)
Lineage: Eukaryota; Metazoa; Chordata; Mammalia; Chiroptera; Pteropodidae
Gene: FGF8
Product: fibroblast growth factor 8
Exons: 6
Coding region: 1407-2258 (283 amino acids)
Biological process (GO): positive regulation of gene expression; limb morphogenesis; fibroblast growth factor receptor signaling pathway
Cellular component (GO): cytoplasm
Molecular function (GO): growth factor activity; type 2 fibroblast growth factor receptor binding; type 1 fibroblast growth factor receptor binding
Source: RefSeq, a predicted model, not a curated record
CCAGGCCAGGCCUAGGCCUGAUCUGCCUUGCUAGAGGAGGACCUCCCAACACCAAGCCCAUUCCCAGCCCCUUCAGGUGGGGGAGGGCCAUACCAGGAGGUUAUCAGCAUCCAAACAAGGGGUCUGGGCCUCUGUCAGCACUCAGGCUGAUGGGCAGGGGGGCAGAUAAGGGGGCUUAAGCAGCCCGAGGAAUGUGCAUCUCUAGCCCCAUGAGUGGGCUCAGGGUAGGGCGGAAGCCAGUCUUUGCUCCUCCUUCCAGUCUUGCAGGCUGUCUCUGAGCUGGUCUGGGCCCUUAGAAACCUGAUUCCAGGGGCCAGAUGGAGAGGACUGGCCAUAUUGGGUGACAGGGAAACCAGAAUCUGGGUGGCCUGGCAUAUGGGGGCAGAGAGGGGCCCCUGGGAUUCAGCCUCCUGGGUUAGGGGAUUCCUAUCCCCAGCAGAAUUCCUGGUCUUGGGGGUGGAGAGUCUCUGGUGCCUGGAAUCAGGUGGUUUGGGGGCUUGGCCUCUACUAUGCCAGGAGGAGAAAAGGAUGUACCUGGUGUGAGCAUGAGUGUGUAUGUGACCAACUCUGGGGUCAGCAGUUCAGCAGCUGUGUUGAUGGCGGGGCCGGUGGGGGGGGUCCUCAAUGCCCCACAAACAAGCAAACAAAAGGUUACCUCCUGAGACAGCCUGGGGCCAGACAUGCUGAGGAUGGACAGAGAACAGUGCCUAGUGGGGUCAGGCCCACUCCCUCCCACACAGGCUGCUGGGCAAGUGGGCAAGUGGGAGGGUCCCUAGGUAACCUGAAGGGGCUGGUAUUGGGGGAGGGGAUGUAAACUUUGGAGAGUAUCCCCACAACACGAUAAAGCACUCCCUCUUUAACACAUCCCUAGAGGAGGUUCAUCCCUCCCUGUGGUCAGGAGCAAAAGUCCAGUUUUUAAUCUCCCUUUUUCCUUAAUGUGAGGAUAAAGGAAGAUGAUCUUUCUGUGUUGCAAUGAUUAGGGUAGCAGUCCUCUUUGUCCUCUCCAGAAGGACUUUCCCGAAAUGCUUCCACUGGGAACCAACAAGGUGUAGGGGCAGCCAGGCUUGAGACCAUUCACCUUUCCGCGUCAAGCGGUCUGGAAGGAGGGGGAAGGGGGGCUGGCGCCCUCUGGUGGGCGAGGUUGAAACGGCCUCUGGCUGUGCAGCUACCUACCCCACGCCGCCUCUCUAGGGGCUCUAAUCUUGCAGGAGCCCACGUGCCCAGCGAGUGGUCUGGGCCGCCGAAGUUUAGGUGGAAGGUGAGGGAGUAAGUUACUGAGGCCGACUUCAUUCGUUCAUUCAGUCAUCAUUCACUGAAAGGGAGAGUGCUUUCCUUCCUCUCGCCUAUAGCCUCCAAAGUCGGCACGUGCGUGGUUGGAGGCGAGCGAGACCCACUGGGUGCACGGAAUGGUCACCUCGGGGGAAGCAGACUCAGUAUCCUCUGCGCGUGGCCCCGCCUCAAUAUCUACCCAUCGCGCUGCCGCCGACGGCUCACUGUGUGCCUUGACUGUGGUCUUGGUGGUCUCCCCGCAGCCCGGGCCCGCGCAGAGCGCGCUGCUGUUGCACUUGCUGGUUCUCUGCCUCCAAGCCCAGGAAGGCCCGGGCGGGGGGCCUGCGCUGGGCAGGGAGCUGGCUUCCCUGUUCCGAGCUGGCCGCGAGUCCCAGGGUGUUUCCCAACAGGUAACUGUUCAGUCCUCACCUAAUUUUACACAGCAUGUGAGGGAGCAGAGCCUGGUGACGGAUCAGCUCAGCCGCCGCCUCAUCCGGACCUACCAGCUCUACAGCCGCACCAGCGGGAAGCACGUGCAGGUCCUGGCCAACAAGCGCAUCAACGCCAUGGCAGAAGACGGGGAUCCCUUCGCAAAGCUCAUUGUGGAGACAGAUACCUUUGGGAGCCGGGUUCGAGUCCGAGGAGCUGAGACGGGCCUCUACAUCUGCAUGAACAAGAAGGGGAAGCUGAUUGCCAAGAGCAACGGCAAAGGCAAGGAUUGUGUUUUCACGGAGAUCGUCCUGGAGAACAACUACACGGCCCUGCAGAACGCCAAGUACGAGGGCUGGUACAUGGCCUUCACCCGCAAGGGCCGGCCCCGCAAGGGCUCCAAGACGCGGCAGCACCAGCGCGAGGUCCACUUCAUGAAGCGGCUGCCCCGCGGCCACCACACCACCGAGCAGAGCCUGCGCUUCGAGUUUCUCAACUACCCGCCCUUCACGCGCAGCUUGCGCGGCAGCCAGAGGACUUGGGCCCCGGAGCCCCGAUAGGCUAGGCGCCUGCCCGGCCCCGUCCGCAGCUCCCAGCGCGUAGAUUUCCAUCUCCAGGGAGCACAAACAGAAACUCAAGCAAGAUGAGGUCUGCGCUACUGAAGGCUGGGGAGGAGCUGGGGGAACCCCGAGUUUUAGUUGUUGAUAAUUGUUUGCUGUUGGGUUUUUUGUUUUUUUGUUUUUUUUUAAACAAAAGAG